Molecule: messenger RNA, 2460 nt
Organism: Talaromyces amestolkiae
Lineage: Eukaryota; Fungi; Ascomycota; Eurotiomycetes; Eurotiales; Trichocomaceae
Exons: 9
Coding region: 1-2460 (819 amino acids)
Biological process (GO): establishment of sister chromatid cohesion; nucleobase-containing compound metabolic process
Cellular component (GO): nucleus
Molecular function (GO): DNA helicase activity; ATP binding; DNA binding
Source: RefSeq, a predicted model, not a curated record
AUGGCUGCCCUAGACUCAAGAAACAAAUUCUACCAUCCCUACACCCCCUACGACAUUCAGCUCCAGUUUAUGAGCUCAUUGUAUGACUGCAUCGAUGCAGGCAAAAUCGGCAUCUUUGAAUCUCCCACAGGAACUGGUAAAUCGUUGAGCUUGAUAUGCGGCGCGUUGACGUGGCUGCGCGAUCACAAGCGCAAAGAAUUUCUCAAGUCGAUAGAUGAAUUGUCUGCUGAUGAUGACGAGCCGGAGUGGAUGGUUGAGUAUGCUAAAAAGGAAAGAACGCAAGCUCUGACCCAGAAAUGGCGAGAGCUAGAAGAGCGACUUGCCAGAAACAGAAAAGAGGAAGAACGGAGGAGAGCACUGGGACAAAACCCCAAUAGGCCAAUCAAAAAGCAGAAAAUUGAUAUUGUCUCUCCAAACACUGAAGGCGAUAGCUUCUUCGAGCUAGACGAGUAUGAGAGUGACACGGAGACAGGAAAGAGUGUCUCAAUUCCUGGGCUCAGCAACAUAGAAGGGCUAUCUGCUAGUACUGUUGCACUACUUGAUCGCUUCAAAGGUCGAGUCACAGGUCAAAAGGAGAAUGAAAACGACAACGACAACCAAACAAGAAUCUACUAUUGCUCGCGCACUCAUUCGCAAUUGUCACAGUUUGCUCAAGAGCUGCGAAGAGUGAACCUUCCUUCGAGUCUUCCUUCCCCGCAGAACAAUGCAGAAGAAGAGAAACAAGAACAUGCUGAGCUGGAGGAAGUUAUCAAGCAUCUGACUCUCGGGUCUCGCAAACAACUUUGCAUAAACCCUCGGGUUUCGAAUCUCGGAAAUGCCACGGCAAUCAACGAGCGUUGCAUGGAACUACAACAAUCUGGGGUUGCAGCAGAUAAAAAGUGUUCGUACCUACCAAAUAAAGAGUCCGAAGACGUGCUGUUGGACUUUCGUGAUCGUAUAUUAUCUACAGUCCAAGAUAUUGAGGACAUCAGCCAAGUUGGAAAGCAGCUUUCUAUCUGCCCUUAUUACGCAGCGAGAAAAGUUAUUGAUCAGUGCGAGAUAAUAACCCUCCCAUAUCCUUUGCUACUCCAACGAUCCUCCAGAGAGGCACUGGAUUUGUCCCUUCGAGACCAUGUCGUCAUCAUCGACGAAGCACACAAUCUGAUGGAUGCCAUCUCAAAUAUACAUUCUGUUUCCGUCACACUAGAUCAACUCCGAACAUCUCUUUUCCAGCUGACAACCUACGCACGGAAGUUCCAGACACGGCUGAAGGGCAAAAAUCGUGUCUAUGUCACCCAAGUAAUCAGACUUGUCAGUGCACUCGCAGAAAACCUUCAGUCACUCUCUCAGAAACAUAAUGCAUCAGAAGUCAUUGUUCAUUACUCGGAUCUCGUUUCAGGCAAAGGGGUAGAUCAGAUCAAUCCUUAUAAGCUGACGAGGUACUUGCAAGAGAGUAAACUAGCAAGAAAAGUUGAUGGUUAUGUUGAGCAUGCCAAUAAUCAAGAUGGCAAGGUGAACAAUGGCAAGGCAACACGCGAAAAGACUGCAGUACCAGUACUGUUCCAAGUACAGAGCUUUAUCUUGACCUUGAUGAAUCCUUCGGAUGAGGGCCAACUAUUUCUCAACAAAGCGGAUGAUGGCGUGCUUUUGAGAUAUAUGCUGUUGGAUCCCACGAAUCAUUUCAGAGAUAUUGUCGACGAAGCGCGUGCAGUCGUUCUAGCAGGAGGUACCAUGUCGCCGAUGUCGGACUAUGCCGAUCACUUAUUUUCAUAUGUGUCUCCAGAGAAGUUGGACACGUUUAGCUUUGGACAUGUCAUUCCACCAAAGAACCUAACGGCUCGCAUACUCGCCAAAGGGGUACUCGGGAACGAUUUCAGCUUCACAUUCGAUCAGCGAAGUUCUGAUUCCAUGAUUACAGAUUUGGGACACACGAUUGCGAACCUCUGUGCUGUGAUCCCAGACGGCGUCGUGGCUUUCUUUCCCAGCUAUGAAUACUUGAACCAGGUACUGAAUACCUGGCGGAAAUCGGGCAUGUCCAGAAAUGGAGUCUCGGUGUUUUCAGAGAUUGAGAAAUAUAAGCCGAUAGUCUAUGAAAGCAAUAACCAGAAAAAGGAGUGCAAUACUGACGAUAUCCUUUUCGAAUACUCGAAGAAAGUCGAAUCUGGCUCUGGGGCACUCUUACUCUCUGUCGUUGGAGGUCGUCUCUCGGAAGGCAUUAAUUUCUCCGACAAACUAGGCAGAGGUGUCUUGAUAGUUGGACUACCAUUUCCAAAUAUUCACUCGGCUGUCUGGAAAGCGAAAAUCGGCCAUAUUGAGAAACAAACUUAUGCAAAAUUGACCCAGAACGAGACAGAUUUAUCCGUAUCAAGACGACGGGGAGCAGAGACAGCCGCCAAAGCAGCGGGGAGAGACUUCUUUGAGAAUUCGUGGGAAGUUGCCAGCAUGGAUUCGACAGAGUCUGGUGUCUUCUGCUACUUCUAA